Messenger RNA from Oncorhynchus tshawytscha (Chinook salmon), 975 nucleotides. Its product is annotated as AT-rich interactive domain-containing protein 5B-like. The record is from RefSeq and is a predicted model, not a curated record. Gene Ontology annotation, cellular component: nucleus. Lineage: Eukaryota; Metazoa; Chordata; Actinopteri; Salmoniformes; Salmonidae. Gene Ontology annotation, molecular function: transcription cis-regulatory region binding. Gene Ontology annotation, biological process: regulation of transcription by RNA polymerase II.
CUUCAGGUCCUGACAGAGACAUAACUGUGUUAUUACACAUAUUGGAUGAUUAUAGGCUGAAAUCGUUUUGAAUAAAUAUAGUUUGUAUCGCAGCAUCACCGGUAUGUGGAUAGUGUCCUGUCGGCAAGAGCAAAUCACAAUAAUUAGAUCAUCCAGAUGUUUUAAUGGAUACGGAUUUUACACCAGCCUCUCUCUGAGGGCAUGCACCCAUGCAUUUUGGAAUUUAUCAUGGCUAUUUCCUUUUGCAAUUCUACAACAAAAAUGUACAUUUGAAAUAAAGUACACGGAAGAAAUAUUAGACGACAUUUUCAUACAUUUUGGGUGUACUAGAUUGCUAAUAUUUAGAUUUCAUAUUGACGCAGGACGCAAUACUGCGUGCGCAUAUAUUGCUCCCUUCCAGGACCGUUUAGCAGUCCAUUCAAGCGGACAGUUUUGGAGAGAAUGUUGAGAGCGUCGAGAUGGAGCCCAACUCACUCACGUGGGUCGGCUCACCUUGCGGUUUUCACGGACCUUACAUUUUCUACAAGGCUUUUAGGUUUGACAUUGAAGCCAAUCCUCGGAUCCUGUCUGUGGGAGACUUUUUCCUAGUGAGGUGUAGACCCGGGGAACCGCUCUGCAUAGCGGAGCUACAGCUGUUAUGGGAAGAAAGAAGCAGAAAACUACUUUUAUCCAGCUCCAAACUUUAUUUUCUCCCCGAAGACACCCCUCAGGGACGGACUGUCAGUCACGGAGAGGAUGAGGUCCUGGCUGCGUCUGAGAAGGUGGUGGUGAAGUUACAGGACCUGGUCAGAUGGACUGUAUGGGACUCUUCAGGUUGGAGCAGGGGCCUGAAGGCUGCACCUCUAAAGCCCAGUGAGGUGCUCCAAGAGCUGGAGAAGAAUGGACAGAGAGCCCCCGUCCUCCACCGGUACAGAGAGUCAAUACUCAACAGCGGCCUCAACAUCAAAGACGUUUUAAAGGACAAGACUCUACUAG